UUCAACACACUGGAGAUCCGAAGCGUAUCGGGCCAAACUGCUGCCAUAAACCUCUUCGAACCCAAAAGCCCUACCCGUCCCCUUCCCCUUCCCCCACCGCCUUUAACGACAACGGUCCGAGCUCGACCUUCGCCGUCGCCAUCUCAACAAAUCUCCUGCUAAGGAUUUCAAUUUCGCAGGGUUUCUGUGUGCGCCUGUGACAGAGACGGAGGUCAAAAUUGGGGCCAAAUAUGGAGGGGGGUGUUCGAGAAUCCGCCGUGGUGCCCGAGUCGGCGAUGGAUUCAGUGAAGAAGACAUUGGACAAUGUAGAAGAAGUGCGAACUCACCUGAUUUCCUUCCUUUCGAUCUCCGAGCCCGAGGUCCUCGCUCAAAUGCAGCCUCUCCAACGGGCUCAGUCUAUGCUUUUGCUUGCUAGAAUCACUACCACUCUAUUCUCGUUGAAGGUGAGGUGUAGCGGAGUUCACCCCGAUGAUCAUCCUGUCAAGUCAGAGCUUGAGAGAUUAAGCUUGUAUCAAGAAAAACUAGAACGGUUCAUUGGCUUGAGUAAAGCACCAUUAAGGCCUUCUACUACCUUGAACUACCAAGCAGCUACACGUUUUAUUGAACAUUCUCUGCCUGAUCUCACCCAAGAGCAAAAGAAGAGUAUGAGGGAUAUUAGUAGGGGGAAGGGACCAAAAAUUAAGCAUUUAGAGAGGAAUGCACAAAAGAAGAGGAAGUAUCAGUCUUCUGAAAAACAAUCUGUUCAAACUGCUGCCAAGGAUUUUCUUGCAAAAGCAGCGCGUGAGCUUCUUGGUGAAAAUAAUGGAGGUUUUCAGGGACCACUCUGUGGUGACGCUUCAGAUGAUGACCUGCAGGAGGACUGAAUUCCUGAUUUUACUUGGAUUAUGAAAACCAGAUUCACCUGUGCACUUAAUUAUCCCAACUCUCGAAGAAUUGGUCCAUUUUGAAGUUGUAGAGGAUCAUCUGUUUUCUUUUUCUUUCCUUCUUCUUGUUUCUCCCUACAACAUUAAGCCGUUUUCCCUUUACUUUAUCUAGAAGUCUUCAUAUAUAUGCAUUGGAAGUUUCAGUCCCACCAUAAGUUUAAGUUACUAUUAGGACCUGGUUGGGAAUUUGGCUCUCUACUCUUUCUCACAGGCUGAUGUUCUUGGUUGCUUCCAAGUUCCACCCCAAUAUUUUUUGAACUAGUGUGAGUGAUCGACAUGAUUUUGAUAAAAGGAGGCCUUGCCUUUUACAUGUAAAGUAGCCUACAUGGAAUCUGACUUCUUUUUUUUCUUCUGGGUCUGUAUAUGAAUCAGCAUCUUGUUAUGUGGAUUAGCCUUUUGCCAUAAAUUAAUAAUAGCGUGUUAGUUGUGAUGAA
Momordica charantia (bitter melon) is the source of this 1357-nucleotide messenger RNA. Its product is annotated as Sas10/Utp3/C1D family. Gene Ontology annotation, biological process: maturation of 5.8S rRNA; regulation of gene expression. Gene Ontology annotation, cellular component: nucleolus; exosome (RNase complex). The record is from RefSeq and is a predicted model, not a curated record. Gene Ontology annotation, molecular function: DNA binding; RNA binding. Lineage: Eukaryota; Viridiplantae; Streptophyta; Magnoliopsida; Cucurbitales; Cucurbitaceae.